This is a messenger RNA of Brenthis ino (lesser marbled fritillary), 579 nucleotides long. Lineage: Eukaryota; Metazoa; Arthropoda; Insecta; Lepidoptera; Nymphalidae. The record is from the annotation of a GenBank genome assembly.
AUGGUGAAGGCGUUUCGAGCGCGAUGUGUGCUUGGAGGAUUGAUGUUGGCUUUGGCCCUUUCUGGUACCCGAGGGCUUAUAGAAAUUGUAGAAGAACAGCGAUGUCACAACUUCGAGUUCCGACUGACCUGUCGAGAGCUCGACACUCAUAUCGCAGUUCUAGAAGCAUGGUACACCUCCACCGACGACUACCAUCGUACCUCGAACGAAACUCCAACUCACGCCAAACUGAUACACAACGAAAACGAUUCAGAACUCGAUCGCGUAUACGUUUAUUCUAGUCCAAAACACAACGGCGUGUAUGAGUUAACCAAUCAUUCCAGUUUUGAAAAUGCUUCCUUACAAACACAAAACGUGAACAGUUCCUUUGAUUUUUAUAAGUUAUUAAAUGAAAGUUGGUCAAAUGAUACGUUGGAUUUUGAUAAUGUGGACAUGACAGUGGAUUUUGUGAACGCGAGUGAAGAGUGUGGUGUAGUUACGUACGCUCGUAGUUACGGGAGUUGGCAUGAAGGGGACAAACGUCGGCGACCUGUAUCCAGAAGCUCGUCCAUUAAUUUGCGAGCACCUUUAAGUUAUCGG